Haliotis rufescens (red abalone) is the source of this 2292-nucleotide messenger RNA. Its product is annotated as forkhead box protein unc-130-like. Lineage: Eukaryota; Metazoa; Mollusca; Gastropoda; Lepetellida; Haliotidae. Gene Ontology annotation, biological process: anatomical structure morphogenesis; regulation of transcription by RNA polymerase II; cell differentiation. The transcript has 2 exons. The record is from RefSeq and is a predicted model, not a curated record. Bases 208 to 1461 code for a protein of 417 amino acids. Gene Ontology annotation, molecular function: RNA polymerase II cis-regulatory region sequence-specific DNA binding; DNA-binding transcription factor activity, RNA polymerase II-specific.
AAGUAUUAGCUCUUAAUGGCGACUCGGGUUUGAUAGGGCUUAAUUACUGGAGAUUGUCGGAGUUUGUCCACUGUGUAUGAGUUUGUAUCCCAAGAAAGUGCUUCACAUAUAGCGAUUUCAUAGCCUGGCGUUAUUCAGUCACGAAGGAGGUCUGAGCCGCCUGUUUUUCAAACAGAGGAGAAAAACUUGUCGAGUUUUCCUCACACGAUGCAGAACUCUCCCUUUGAAGGUAACGGGUAUCAGACAGGACUAUACGGAUCAUCGCCCGGGUAUGAUGCGGGUACCAUUAAGCUGCAUCAUGGACACUAUCCCGAGACGGAGUCGUGUUAUGGAAAUUACAUGAACACCCCCAACACGUCGCCAAACUUUCUUCCCCGAGAGCCUCCUACAUAUGCAGAAUCGACUUUCUUUCAUUCCGGAUUCGUGCCAAAUUCCAGUCCGUCUUAUUACAAAGUCCCGAGCCGUCAGGUGGAUUUGAAUGGGUAUGACAUACAGAGAAAUGACCAGGUGUUGAUAAAACCCGAACUCCCGAUCGGAAAUGGAUUGGACUUCGUUCAAAGGUAUGACGUGGAGGAGCCGAAGGUUCUCCACGAGAUGGACAAUACGGUCACAAAGCUAGAACACGAUCCUGAUCAAUAUAAAACAAGCUACCAGAGUCUCACCGCGGAACAACAUGAUGGACAGACAGAAGAACGACUUACACAGAUGAAUAAAGAGGAGCUAGUUGAAGACAAGAAGGAAGAAGUGACGGUGGAGGCAACAGAAAAGAACGACGAAGAAACGGGUAAAAAUAACCCCGAUGUGAAACCAACGCUGUCCUAUAUUGCACUCAUAGCUAAGUCAAUCCUAGAAUCACCUCAGAAAAGACUGAAUCUUGGUUCCAUAUAUUCCUGGAUUGAGAAGAACUACCCGUAUUACCAAAACAAAGGUCAAGGUUGGAGGAACAGUGUCCGCCACAAUCUGUCCCUCAACGACUGUUUCAUCAAGGCAGGGAGGUGCGAGGAUGGCAAGGGCAACUACUGGGCCAUCCACCCUGCCAAUAUACAAGACUUCAUGCGGGGGGACUUCAGGCAGAGGAGGAGGUCCAGAAGAAGAGGGAGGAAGAAGGAGGGAGAGUUUGGGAUGUACCCCAUGACUAACGGUUACCUGGGUACCCCACCCGCCACCUUGAACCCAGGGAUGGGUUUCAACCACCCUGCAACCAUCCAGUCCAUAUACUCGCCCUACACAGAAGCUGAGAGACGCGCGUACAAACUAGACGAGGCAUUGUUGAGGCAGAGCAUGAACAAUCCCUUUAUGAGAUGGUACCACAAUGGUAACUACGGAGGGACGAACGGGACAUCUUGCAAUAGCGGCAUGUAUGGAACGGGAUCUGGGCAGUGGCAGGGCUACACUGACAACACUUCACAGUCCAUGUACCAGUCUUUCUCAAGAAGCUACUCAACACCCACUUUAGUAUAGGUGACCACGAGCAAGGUGGAUUCGAUCUCAGAACAACUGCCUUUGAUUUGAGAAAAGGACACGAGAUCUCGAGGAGCGAGUUUACGUCUGCUGUCGUGUGACGUCACGGGGUCGUCUGCUUCUCCUGCCCUAACAGACAUGGCGGCGCUUUUGAUAUACCCCGAUAAGACUAGGCACGUCGGGAAAGGUUGAGGUGAGACAUGGGGCCAGCUGAUUCAGAAAUGCCGAGUGGGGUCGCUUGAAUUCAUGUGAACCUUACAAGCAACAAAAAAGGGAUUUGUUGGUCAGACUGGGUUCGCUUGAAAGCGCCGUGUGUAAUUAGCAUCUGUCGACGAAUACUCCUGGAUGAAUCCCGUUGGAUGUUCGGCGUAGGCAGACAGUCAACUGGCCUCAGUCGAACAAGGUUAUUUAUCACUUGCACAGCGGUGGUUGUGAUUCGUGGGAACCCGGACAGUAUAUGUCGGCAUACUUCGGCAGCUAUCGAGCAGACUCUGGGGGCGGAAUGUUCACAUCGGACGGAGAUUGCUGGGUUUAUUUUUGCAGAUAGUUAUCAAAUAAUUGAGAGACUAUAGACUCCGAUGGGAGAUUAUGUAUGGCUGAAUCUGUCAGAUGGGUUGAGCUUUCCCCUGAUAUCUGAGUACACAGGAACACCUAGUCUAACACCAUGGUGGAUUUGUUUAACUAAUGUUUUAGUGCUAAUUAAUGAACCGAUCUGGACAAUGUUUGUUUGUUUGUUGUUUAACGCCGCACACAGCAAUGUUCCAGCUAUAUGGCGGCGGUCUGUAUGUAAUCGAGUCUGGACCAGACAAUCCAGUGAUUAACAUCAUGACC